GAGUGACUGUUGCGUUGUGAGGAACCGUUAUCGGCUAAUGCGCUCUGGUGCGGUAAAGUCUAAUAAAAAAUGGCGAAAUAACAUGUUUUACUUCUCGUCUUCUCCCGUCCAUGUGAGAAGCGGGCUCCAGGAUGCUGUUUUUCUCUCCCAGAGUGGGAAUAUGGAGGUCGCGGCGGUGGCGGUUUAAGUUUUCCCUCGGGCUGCUGCUGUGUGUUGUGACCGUCGUCGGCGCCAGUGCUCCAGGCAAAGAAACCUCCCUUCCUGACAUUGAUGAUGAAAUUGACUUCCUGUCUUCAGUUAUAGCCAAGCAGCAAGUUUCAAAUAUCCAACCUACAGCCUUGAAAUCAGCUACAACCAAGACUCAACCCCACCUAAAGAAUGCAUCUAAUUUUACUACAGUACAGUCUGCUACUCACAAGCCUGCCAUCACGACCUCUAAACACCCUGAGACUCACACCAGUGCUUCUCGAAUUUCCAAACCCUUCGGCGUGAUCUUCCCCAGUGACAGCCUGCUCGUUAUCCUGAUGUCCACAUGCGUCCUCAUGGGGACUCUGGCCCUGAUCCUGGCUGGUGUCUACUGUAUCUGGAUGCAGAGAGAAAGACGUUUGGCUGAGAAAGUCGACUAUCCUGCAUUUUAUCCGGUUGGAAGCAGUUCCUCCAGCAGCAACUCAUCCGGGGACAAAAAGCUGGCUCACUGUGCCCAGAUGUAUCACUACCAGCAUCAGAAACAGCAGAUGCUCUCAAUGGAACGACACAAAGCUGAACCUAAAGUCUCUGAAAACAGAGCCGCAUCAGAUGAGGAGACAGAAGAAGGAGACUUUACUGUAUAUGAGUGUCCAGGACUUGCUCCGACUGGCGAGAUGGAAGUAAAGAAUCCACUGUUUGAUGACACAACUUUACAAAAGGGGAGGAAUCACAAAGAAUAAGGCUGAUCUGCACACUGACUAAUUAAUCCUGAAGUCUUGUACACUAUUAGUCACAUGACCUUUGAUUAUCAUGCAUAGAUAGACACAGUCUAAUCAGAUUCUGUAUUCUUUAUUAGACUAGCCCAUCAGAACAAACUCCAUACAGAGGACCUUUAUAAAACUUUAAAAGAAUAAAGAAUGGGCUCAAAUAAAAUAUUGAUACACUGCACUUUUGUGAAGACUUUUGAUAAACAUUUUGCACCCAGACAGUCUGCUCUCGAUGGGGUUUUCCUCAUGGUCCUCACUGCUGCUUUAAAACACACUUUGUCUUUUUGUUGGCUUACUGUUAUGAAUAUAUUAUAUUAUUAUAUUUUUAAAUCCACUUUACACACUUUUACCACUUCUCUUUCUUUCUUAAAUCUGAAGAACAUGAAGGAAAAAAAUGUAAAACACUUUAUGUAUGUAUAAGUAUUGCACACCUGACCAAAUGGAGUGACAUCUGUGUGAUAUUUUCAGCUAUAAUAACAGCCACUCUUCUGAAGAGGCUACUGUAAGACUUUGAAGUAUGUCUGUGGGGAUUUGUGCCAAUUCAUUCAAAAGAGCAUUUGUAUGGCUGGGCACUGAUGUUAAGUGGGGCUGAGGUCAGGGCUCUGUGCAGGUCUGCUGUAACAGGAAAGAGCCCUCCCUAAACUGUUGCUACUAAGAUGGAAAUAUAUAUAUAGUUUGUUAUAUAUUAGCAAUUAUAACUGUUAGCAAUUGUUCUGGCUGAAACACAUGAAUAAAAGAAAUAGAAGGGGUGUCCACUUUUGUCUGUAUAA
Messenger RNA from Trichomycterus rosablanca, 1723 nucleotides. RefSeq names its product neural proliferation, differentiation and control, 1a (gene npdc1a). The record is from RefSeq and is a predicted model, not a curated record. Gene Ontology annotation, cellular component: membrane. Lineage: Eukaryota; Metazoa; Chordata; Actinopteri; Siluriformes; Trichomycteridae. Bases 132 to 926 code for a protein of 264 amino acids. The transcript is spliced from 8 exons.